AUGCGUGAAGAGGAACAGAAAUCAUCCUCCGACGGAGAGGGAGAGGAAGUUCGAAAUCAUCAUCAUCAUCGCGAAGAAGAAGGUGUCGUCGUCGUUCUCGCGGAGAAGACAAAGGACGAAGAAGAAGAGAGGAAGAAGCAAAAUGAAGAAGAAGAAGUAAAGAGGACGACGAACGUUUCAUCGAUCCCCCCGACAACCAUCCCGCAGAAGAAACCAUCGAAUCAUUUGCACUUCCAUCUCCCGCCGUAUACUCUGGACGAAGAAAUCGCGUACGCGUGGGCGACGCAACCGUUCUCGCCUCGAACCGGCGUCGACGCCGUCUUCGAGUGCUGGAUGCAAUGCGAAAACGAGAGGUGUUUAAAAUGGAGACGGAUACCGAGGAUUGUUGGGAAGGUUUUAGAGCAAGGGAGAGCGGCGGUGGAAACGCAACUGGUGAAAGAUGCCGGGAAAGGGAUGAUUGCGAGGACGUGCGAAGACGAAGGAAACGAGGACGCGCGAACGAGGACGACUACAAAUACGACCACCGAAACGACGAAUGCGAGUAACAACAAAAGAGAAAUUUGGACGUGUAAAGACGUGGUGGACGCGCGAUACGAUUCGUGCGAGAAACCGCAGGAACUUUCAGACGACGACAUCGACCGGCUGAUGGCGGACGCCGACGAAGCGGCGGAGAAGGAGGCGCGGAAACAGAUGAAUUCGAAAGCGAUGAAAGAAGAGGAGAAGAAAAAACGAGCGUACGAAUAUAACAAACGAAAACGCGACGAGGCGAACGAGUUGAAGAUUCAAGCCGGGACGCACGAGAGGUUACCGAGCGGACACGUGAGGAAAAUCACAGAGAGGAAGGAAAAGGUCGUCAAAGAACCGCGAGUGAAGAAAGAAAAGGUGAGUACGGUGAAAGUACAAAAGGAAAAGAGAGGGACGUUGAAGUACCUCUUGGAGCAAGCGGUGGAAGGCGAGUUGUACGUGCCUCCGAGACUACCGAAUAAAUUCACGACGGAGUGGACGUUUGUAAAGUGCGAGAUUGCGUCGUGCGGCAAGCGGCGACGGGUGAAAGCGAACGAGGCAGUCGGGUUAGGAACGAGAGAUCGAUGGGUGUGUCCGUUGGGAGAGUACGGUGGUUUAAGUCAAUUCGCGAGUUGCGACGCAGAGGAAGAGUUUACGAGCGAAGAGAUUGAACAGUACAUGAAGACGCAAACGGAAGCUUUAGAACAAGAGAAACAGUUGAAGAAUUUGUUUCGAGAGUUUUGCGAACGGAAUCCGAAAUACGUCGUGGACGGAUCGUACACAACCAGAGACGGGAAAGUAGUCGUAGACGGGGCAAAGAAAGCGGUAAAAAUUACAGCACCUACUGUUACUCAUAUAGUACCACCAUCAGCGGUAGAAAUGGCGGCGGUGGCGGCGGCGACGACGACGACGACAACGAUGACGACAUCCAAUCCAUCGGAGGCGUCGACGCAAACGACUGAGAAUAGAAAGAACCUCAGCGCAAGCAAGUCAAGUAAGGGGGGUCAAGGCGAAUUAAUCAUCGCUUGCAUGGCGUUCAAAAAGGGCGACAUCACGGGCGAGCAGUUUUUAAAUAUCGCCGCGCAAUCGCCAUUUGGUGCCCUUCGCGCGUGUUUUUACGUCUUGUUUGGCGUCGAAACGAGUUCGAAUAACAAAGAGUGGAUUUUUAACACGCUCGCAAAGAGAACCAAGGACGCGUCGUUUAUGCCCACGACCAGACCUCGAUACAACAACGCGUCGCGGCAGAGCAAUGCUGGUAGUAGUAUUCAAGUCGAGACUAAAGCGAAGAAAACCAUCGACGAGAAGAUUAAGAAGAUGGUUGGCAAGAGCACUUUUAACGGUGAAAGCGAUAAAAGAGGCUGUUUGCGCAACGGGGCAUCAUCGCAGAGCGUGAAACUCGAAGUUGAGGUAAAAGAAGACGAAAGCGGAGUAAAAAUAAUAUUGACUCACGCCGAAGAAAAAGAAACAGAAUGGGUAGUAGAGAAGGUUAAAAUGGCAGUGGAUGUCAAGAAAGAAGACGAUAGUAGCGAGAGAGGAAACGAAGUAGUAGAGAAGGAGAUGACGAAGAAGAAAGUACACGGUUGCGGUGGCGAUAUCGAUAGGCAAGAACAAGCAAAGGGUGCUCUCAACGUGCUCAUCGACGAAGAAUCUCCCGAAGAAGACCCGAGCGUUUGGCCAGGGGCGCCGCACCCUCGCGUCCUUCCGGAACCGUUCGACGCGGACGCACAACUCCUCGCGACGAUCACGAAAAUACCACCAACCAUUCGCGUCACGUGUAACGAGCACGACGGCGUAUACCUCGUCAGACGAAAAAUGUUUCGAUGCAUGUGCGAGCAACACGGGUGCUUCAAAGUGUCCGGCGAAGGCGAUGGGAACGUGUUCGGAGGCGCGGAGUGGGAGAAACACUGCGGAAAAGGAUCCUCGAAAACGUGGAAACGCUCGGUCCGAAUCGUAAAGCCAGAGGGAAAGAAAGAAAUGAUUGGCAAUUGGUUGCAUCGAACAGGAUUGCAACCGAUGCCAUCGCUGUCGAUGAGGGACGAUCAUCUCGACGUAAACGUCGGCUUCGGUGGUUUGAAGAAGCGGAAAACCGUGAGUGGUGGAACGAAAAAACAACAGAUUCAGCAAAUCAUGAUGGAGGCGCUCCAAGAUCCAGAUCCCAACGAAAACUGCGUCUCUUUCAACGGUCUCUCGCUAAAAGAUUUAAUGCGCGCGUUUAACUUUAUUUUUGACGACGCGCAUAAGGACGACGAGGAAAAGAAACAGUUCAUAGUGCCCGUGCCGGAAACAUUCGACGCUUCGCUCGUUGGUCGUUGCGUGGAGGUAUUUUGGGCAGAAGAAAACGCGUAUUUUCCAGGCGUGAUUUCUCGAUAUAUCCCAACCUCCGAAGCCGAAGACGCGAAUGCAAACGCUAUUUUUGAAAUCACCUACGACGACGGCGACGUCGAAAAAUUGAAAAACUUUCAGAGCGAAAAAGUGAUUUGGUUUUCCAACGAGUACGUCCCAAAGAAGAGGUUAACCGCGGAAGAAGCGUACAUUGAGAGCGAGAAGAAUCUCGGCCGGUUCGCGUGCGUCUCGAAAGCGUGGCGAGUUGCCGCUUUGACAGUUCUGAAAGCGAGAGGUUCGCGAUCACUCGAAGACGCAAAGAAAGAACAAAUCGCGAGUCGACAACAAGUUGGGUUCGUUCAAGAUUACGUUCACCGCGCGGAUGUGAGAGAGGUAGCGAGCGAGCGUCAAUGCGAACCGAUUCGUGGUCACGUGUCUUUGAACUCCUGCUUCGCCGCGGAUGCCGAGGAGGAUGGAGGUCAAAUCAUAGAUGCCGACCCAUGCGAUAAAGGCAUAGCGAAAGAAUGGUACCCGUGCGUCGGUGAACGCAAUCCAAGACUGAAAUCCGGACGUGAUGUUCGCGAACAAGAGACGUACGGAUGUGAUUUUGUCACCGGAAGAGACGCUGUCGCCGUGCUCGCGGAGGCUUUGCCUGAAUUUUCCGACGACGAGCAUUGGGGAAUUUACGCAAAGCUCAUGAACCAAGUGAACGAAUCGUACGGAAAGAUGACCCCGGAUACUCUUGCGACGCAAUCAUUAGCGCUCGCCGCGGAGGAUCUCGCGGAAAAGUUUGAAAGAGCAAACAUAACGUCGCCAAAGGACGGCAUGAAGAAUUUGGCGUGCGCCAAAGCGCUUUGGACGUUUUCCAAGAAAGCCCGAGAGAAUCCAAAUUUGUUUGUCGUUCACAGAAAAGGCUACGGUGUGGUGAACAUUCGUGAAAAGAACAUACAGAAAGGCGAAUUCGUCGUCGAUUUCUUGGGCGAAAUCUACCCUCCUUGGGCGUGGAUGGAAAAGCAAGAUGCGAUCAAGCAAGCGCAAAAAGCCAAAGGACUGAAAGAUAUUGGCGCGCCCGAAUUUUACAACAUGCAAAUGGAACGGCCUGGAGGUGAUAAACACGGCUUUGGCUUACUCUUUUGCGACGCGAUGCACUACAACAAUUUUGCCGCGCGAAUGUCGCACUCUUGCGAACCGAACGUGCAAGUCAUUCUCACCGUCGUCGACGGUAAAUACGAAAUUCAUUUCUACGCCACUCGAGAGAUUCAAAAAGGAGAGGAGUUGUGCUAUAACUAUCACAGUUGCUCGGACUCGAUGAAAGAAGUCGAAGCGGCGUUUUGUUUGUGCGGCGCGAAGAAAUGCCGAGGGAGUUACCUUUCGUUCGUCGGUGAGAACAACAACUCGCAAGUGUUUGACUCGGAACAUCGGAUCUUGGAUCGAUACGCGAUGUUGUUGGACGCCAUCGACGAGGCGAAAGAGAAGCGCGAAGGGAACGACGACAACGAUGAAGUCGUCAAGACGCGAUUGGAAAGUUUAGGUUUUCGAAUUGGUUGCGGCAUUCUCGCCGACGCGCCGAAGUGGUUGACGAAUUAUUACGCGAAAGUUGCCUCCUUCAUCGAUCACGAACGUGAAACGUUGCCCCCGCUCAUUUACGAAGCCGCGAAGGAACAUCACAUCAACAGGAGGAAACGCGGGGAUCCGGGAUAUCGAGGUGAAUUUGUUUAUACCGAGAAAAACGCCGAAAUCGAAGCUAUGGCGGUAAGAGAGAAUAGAAUUCAAGCGCUUGCCGUGUGCAUGUCAAAAAUUCGUCGUUUGUUGACGUUAGGAGAAGGUUUCGAUUCACCGAAAUAUGGCACGAGUCCGCCGCCGUACGCGAAAUUAUCUGCGAAGGAGACCAUCGAAAAGUUUUGGUGCAACAAAAUCGUUACGGCGCCGCCAAAUGUUGCGCCAGCGGCAGAUUCUGAUGAUCCGACGACAACAGCGACGACGACGGCGCCGCCGCCGACGACGACGAUAGUAAAAGCAAUAUCACCAGUAAACGGUGGCGCCGGAAAGAAACGGAAAGGAAGAGGCCGGUGGUCGAAAGGCGCGAAGAAAGAAGAAAACGGCACCGUCAACGGGGGAGUGGAAAGUAACGCGCCAAAAGAUAAACCGCAUGAAAACGCGCCGAGCGUUGCACUGUUCCUUUCUCAAACCAUCGCGCAACACUCCAGACGCAAGACGCUCUCGCACGCGCAGCGCGAAAAGUACCUCUCGUUUCUCUCCUCUCUGGAGUUCAAAUCGAAAGAAAUGAUGGAUUUGGUGCCGGCAGCGGGAGAUGAAGAAACCAACGAAGACGACGACGACGACAACGAAAAUCGUUUACUCUCCAAGAAUCGCGCCGCGUUACUCUGGCUUCGCGACGCUUUACUUGAUCUCCCCGUAACGCCGUGCGCUCGUCACGACCUCUGCGCCGACAUCGUCCACCUCUUUGCCAACACCGAACAUUUCUACAAAUUCGACCAUCUCGCUCCGUGUUACCAAACGCAAGCGGGGAUACAAAUAGACGUCCGCGAAGACGAAGUGAUGGCGUUCGGCGUCGGUGCGCAAGCCGCGUCGCACAAAAUCGCCAGUUCGCACUCAAAGAAGUAUAAACACGAUUACAUACCAGCCGCAUUGCUUUCGUGGCAUAAACAAGAAUUGGCCGAUCCAACGAAGCUCGUCCACGUUUCAUUUAAAGGAUGCGCGUACUUGCCGGACAUUUCGUGUUGCUACGGCGUUCGCGCGGAAGCGAAGCCGAUCGUCAACGGAUGCGAUCUCGAAAAUCGAUCAAAGUGGCUCUCUUGUUUGACCGAGAAAAUAAACGAACCGUGGGAACCGAAAACGGGUCCUUGGGCGGGAACGAACGCGCAAAAGUUGAUCGGCUCGCCGAUGUUGGACGCCUGGAGGAAGAAGCAGUCGAUGUUGGACGAAAGCGUUUUAGAUUGGUUGAGGACGAGGAAAGCGACGGAUGUCAGUUUGCAGCACGUGUUGCAGAACGCGCAAUCAGUUGGGUACCAGAAGAACUAUAAUAACAAUCCGGCUUUAUACGAAAGCGGCAGAUUGCAGCAAGUCGAGAGAGCGUUGGCGGCGCCGAUGAACUUUGCGUCGAACGGCGACGACGAAGAACAAGGACACCUCAGCAAGAAAGCGAAGCAAGAGUUAGCUUCGCUGGCGCCGUGGUCGUUCGACCCAAAAGUCAAGAUGCACCCCCCGGGACCAAAGUCCAUGGAAGAUUUCUCGGAAGUCGCUAAGAAUGGUGGAGGACACAAUAACGAAAACAUGGAUGUUGACGAGGCGCACGUGGCUGUCGUUGAAAUCGCGAAGAAGAACGUCUUUGAGAAAAUGGCGAAAUAA
Bathycoccus prasinos is the source of this 6195-nucleotide messenger RNA. RefSeq lists its product with no specific name. The record is from RefSeq and is a predicted model, not a curated record. NCBI's taxonomy places the organism in Eukaryota, Viridiplantae, Chlorophyta, Mamiellophyceae, Mamiellales, Bathycoccaceae. The transcript has a single exon. Bases 1 to 6195 code for a protein of 2064 amino acids. Gene Ontology annotation, molecular function: zinc ion binding; protein binding.